Molecule: messenger RNA, 339 nt
Organism: Beauveria bassiana ARSEF 2860
Lineage: Eukaryota; Fungi; Ascomycota; Sordariomycetes; Hypocreales; Cordycipitaceae
Product: RING-box protein 1
Exons: 4
Coding region: 1-339 (112 amino acids)
Biological process (GO): protein ubiquitination; ubiquitin-dependent protein catabolic process
Cellular component (GO): cullin-RING ubiquitin ligase complex; nucleus
Molecular function (GO): ubiquitin protein ligase activity; cullin family protein binding; zinc ion binding
Source: RefSeq, a predicted model, not a curated record
AUGGCCGACGUCGAAAUGAGCGACGCGCCCAGAGGUGCAGACACCGCAAACGGCAAGAGCGCCGAAAAGAAGAAAUUCGAGGUCAAGAAGUGGAAUGCCGUCGCGCUCUGGGCUUGGGAUAUUGUCGUUGAUAACUGUGCCAUUUGCCGAAACCACAUCAUGGAUCUCUGUAUCGAGUGCCAAGCGAAUCAAGCAUCCGCUACGAGCGAGGAAUGCACUGUUGCUUGGGGCAUCUGCAACCAUGCCUUCCAUUUCCACUGUAUUUCACGAUGGUUGAAGGCAAGAUCGGUAUGUCCCUUGGACAACAGAGACUGGGAAUUCCAAAAAUACGGUCGAUAG